CUCCGGUCUGGUUUGAACCGGGGUAUCAAGUCCGCGAUUGAGCUCGCAUUACUUCAAACAUGGUACGAAAUCCUUCCUCCGUUAGUAGCUUUAGACCUUAACCUGUGGCAGGAAAUUCAUAUCGAUUUCCUUCUUUUCCCAUCCCAGACGGCUUUGAAAGCAUUGCUACAAUUGCGAAUAGAAUCAUUCUUUCAAUGGGAACUGAUCCCCCAGAAUGCGCUGAGUUCAGAUGCUCAAAAGCUUUUCAAUCCCUUCAAAGAUACCCGCGAUUUCCAUGGCGUCAUUAUCGAUGACGAUCUCCUCUCUUAUACCACAGAGAUACUGGUCAAGUCUCUCAGUCGUUCAACUAUUGAGAGGCUAUCAACUAUCACCUGGCAUUUCAAUUCAUCGGGAAGCUCCAGUGAGGGUUUACACAACUUCCUUCGUUGUCCAAGCAAGAAUAUACACUGGGAAUCUAUCUACCAAUCGUACCAGACGAUGACAAAACAGAGAAUCACCUUCAGGGAAUUCAAAGCCUCGCAUGACUUUCUCCUUUAUUCGCCCUUGGGGGGUUGA
Penicillium waksmanii is the source of this 555-nucleotide messenger RNA. RefSeq lists its product as uncharacterized. The annotation marks the transcript as partial. Lineage: Eukaryota; Fungi; Ascomycota; Eurotiomycetes; Eurotiales; Aspergillaceae. The transcript has 2 exons. The record is from RefSeq and is a predicted model, not a curated record.